AUGAAAUUACAAAAGGCUGGUCUAGGCCGUAGACUUAUUUCUUUCCACAAAUAUUCAACUGCAAUUAGUGUGAAAGCAAAAUUAGAAGAGGUGUACCCCCAGCUGGUACCUGGUGGUGGUAUUGAGAUUUUAAGAAAUAGUUAAUUACUUGUAAAUCUAUUUACAGAAUCUCGCGACCUGCGCCAUAUAAACUAUCCCCAGUGUCCCAAACCAUCUCUAGCAUAAAACGGGUCAUAUAUUCACAUUAAAGAUCCAUUUAACAUAUUCACAAUGGCUAAUUAGUAUAGUAAAGUAAACUAGAUGAAAUCACAGUAAAUCUUCAAUGUUAGGGGACUAUAUAAUUAUAUUGUUAUAAUAGCACGAUAUCAAUUUUAAAUAAAUAAAUACUUUUUGGCCAAAGAUUUGUAUCUCCUUACCCCUCCAUCAAAUUCUGGAUAUUCUGUCCAAUUUCUUCGAGAUAGUUCUGGCCUAGGGCAGACAAUUGCAUACAUAAGACCAGUUCAAGCAGAUCUGGAUUCAUCUGCCUUGGAAUUGGAUGUUCAGAGAAGUGAACAUUCAUAAGUUUAAUACAAUACUACUUACAACACACCCUUUCGAUAAAUUAUGUCAUUUUGCCUGGGAGCCUUGCUCUCAUGAAUUGUGAGCCAAUUACCACCAUUAAGCCAUUGAGUAGCAGCACUCUGCACUUGACAAGUAAAAUCGUCUGGCAUUAGACAGAGUAAAAUACUAAAGUAGGGCACAUGAGGGUGCAUUCCCAGUUUCAAAGGGUUAAUUAAUCUCAAAAUUUCUCUUUAACUGACUAAUAAGUAUAUGUUUCAUUGACAUAAUGCACUCUGAUUUAUGUACUGUAUAUAUGUAAUAGUAUUUAUAGUAUUCAGAUGAUAUCACUGACAUAUUUUUAACUCUAACAGAAAAUUUCUUUUUAUCAGGCAUGCAGUUCUGAUAGUACUCAAAUAUCAAAUUUACACCAAUUGUUCCCUGACCUACCUAGUGUUGACAUUGAAAAAGCUUUAAAAGAUUGUGGGGGCAACAUUGAAGCAGCAGCUUCAACAUUGUUAGAUAAUAGUAAGUACUUUGUCUGAGGAUCGGUGGGGGAGGGUGGCCACCUCGUUCUCAUCAAAUGACUAUGAUUAAUAACAGUUCCUCAAAUGAAAAAUAGAUCUGAACUGAUUAACUUAUUUAGCCCAGGGAAAAUUAUCUGAAGAUGAGAUGCCUACCUAUGUUGCUGAUAGUAGCUCUGAUUCUGAGUCAGAGAUUUGGAAUCUUCCUCUGGCAACUGUGAUCCAUUUGCAACCAAAUUCAGAAGGUAUUAAGAAAUAAAUGUGUGCUUUUUGCCAGGGGGAUGGAUCCAGUCCACUGUAAAUGGGAGCUGGUCAUCAGUGGCAUAGCCAAGGUCUAAUAUUGGGGGGCAGGGCAAGCAAUGAGUGGCGAAGCCACAAAACACCUAGGGAACAGGGGCAUACAUAUUCGUUUUGACUGGGAGGGCUGCCCUGAAAAUGAGACCAAUGAAAAUGAGACCUGAAAAUCAGACCUGAAAGUGAGACUGAUUAUAUUAUCAAUUCUGCAACAGCGAAAUAUUGCAUCAACGUCUGCUAAGACACUUAAUGUAAACAUGCACAUCUUGCAAUUAAUUAAGUAAUCUUAUGAAAAGACGUAUUAUGAGAUCUUAUCUCAUAAUAAUAAUGUCGAAAAAUGUUGAAAUUUUUGGAACUAUGCUGUCAUUUGGUUUAAAAAUGUGAGGGGUUUGCUGCAUGCAUGUGCUUCUAGUCAGUUCCUCUAGUCUAAAAUGUAUGAUAUGAGAUCAGAUGGAGAUCAUCUGGAUUAAUUUUUGGCCCCCUCUCCCCCCAAAAAAAAAUUUACGCCCCAACUGAGACGGCUGGCAGGGGCUAUCAUUGAGAAAAAUUUUGAAAAAUAUAAUUUCCUGGAUGGUGAAAGAGCCCCCCCCCCCGCCUCCAAUGGUCCAAUAUUGCAUUUUUGUUUGAAAAAUACCCUGCCAAAUCCAUGCACACCCCCUCUGACCAAGGCUAGGGAGUCUGCAUCCUCCCAGUAAAUCCAUCCCUGCUCUUUGCUGUAUUGUGUUGGCACAAUAAUACUUUUAAUUUAUUUCUCUUUUAGAAGCAAAGAAGACAGCUAUUCAAGAUUAUCGAGAUGCCACAAUUGUCAGUGAAAGCGCAGUUUUUAGAGUCUAUGUCAAUCGCAUGUCAAGUGACUUUGCCAAUGAUGUUUUGGGAAUUUACAAGAAUCAAAGUAGUAAGUUUUGUUCGUGGUUCGGUGUGAAAAUGAAACUUCAGUUGGCAGUGGUCCUGUGCGAGAAUUUUUCAGCUUGGUUAUGAAGAUGCUUGUUGAUGGCUUUCCACUGGAUGGUGAGGAUAAGCCCCCAACUCUCGUUUUUGAAGACGAAAAUGAUCACAAAAUUCCUGUUGCAAAUUCACGUCUCUGAAGUACAGGCUUCUACAAAUACAGGCUUCUACAAGUCCAGUGGAAGGAUGAUUGCACAUUCUUUCCCCCAUGCAGGACCAGCAGUAUUUGGCAUUUCUAAAGUAGUCAUUCAUUAUUUGGUAUCUGACACCGAUGAGAUUCCUUUAAUAGAAGUUGCUGACAUACCUGAUAUUGACUUAAGAAUUGCCUUGAAUGAGGUGUGUAAAGAGUUUUCAUUAGGUCUGGACAAGUAAUUGCCAUUCAAUAUGUUUACUAGUACAUGUACAGGUGUAUGUACCACAGAAUACCACACAAAUUUACAAGUUCCAUAUCUUUUGUCAAAUGCAUAUAACAUAGCCUGUUAAAUUUUUUUUUAGUAUAGUUUUUCAUUAUUUUUUCUUCCUGUGGGGGUCUUGGGGUUAGAUUUGGCAGAUUCUAUUUUUUAAAUCAGACAUUCUGUGUACCACAGAAUACCUAAUGUACCACAGAAUACCAAUGCGGCAAUACGUAAGGAACAGUUUAUCAAAUUGUACGAGGAUUUGGUGUGUCAUGUUGUGUGAUAACACUGUAUAGAUAUUGCUAACUUAAUUUAGUGGAAGGUAAAUACUAAAAUCACUACAGAAUACUGGUGGUAUGUACCACAGUAUAUUAGGUUUACCAAUAAUUUUGAAAAAUUGAGUUUUUUAUAGUAAAUUUGAUUACUCAGAUUCCUGAAUAGUAAAAAUGUUGUAUCACUUAGAAAAACUGUUGAUGAAUGCAAAUCAUGUUGGUUUGCAAACUUAUUUUCAAACUUUCUGAUUUUAUGGGCGUUAAUUAAAUUAAGCAGAAUAAAAGUACCAAAAAUAAGUUAUUUUAUUUGUUGUUUAUCCUGAUUAUUUCUAUUUCGUUUUUAUAUGACCAUGGAGACUAAAACUAAUAUAUAGUCACAAAAAUAAAGUAUAUAGCAUGUUUCCUUCACAUUUUAUAAGAGUAAUAAAAAAACUGGUAUUUGUGGUACUAUGAUAUUCUGUGGUACAUCCACCUUCACUUCAAUUCUUCUAUUUUAUAUUAUGUUUUAUAGUUGAACAGUCUUUGUAAAGAUGAAGCUCCAGGAAUUGCAUUGAAGGAUUUUCUAACUCAGUAUAGAGAUGAAGCUUCAAUAUUGGAUACAUCGCUCUCUGAUACUAAUCGACACGUCAUUGGCGAACAGAUCAUGUUACCAGACGUUUCAACUUGA
Messenger RNA from Paramuricea clavata, 3634 nucleotides. The record is from the annotation of a GenBank genome assembly. Lineage: Eukaryota; Metazoa; Cnidaria; Anthozoa; Malacalcyonacea; Plexauridae.